UGGAGACUUUGGGAAUUCUGAAGAGAACCUCGCCCUCAUUUGUUCCCGAUUGCGCUCUCCUACGUUCAUGGCCACAGUACAUCCUGAAGAUUGUCUCACCAACACAGACAGUCGUGCAUCAGAUGAGUGGAGGCCUCCUCCCCACCGGACGAAAAAGAGAAGAAGGAAGAAGGUCAAGGUGUUUUCUCAGUGUCGCACAGCUUGCGUGACACAUUCCGGGGCGAGGUCACUGUUGGAGGCAGUGAAUUUCUGAAUAGGAGUAAAUUAUUCGAGAGCCACGAGCACUUUACCGAGGACCAUGGCCCACACAGAUGUGCUGCCCUGCUGGUUUCAUUCGCGAUCCUGCGCUGCUCGCUGUCUCGUUGCUCAGCCCGUGUCUUGUUGCUGAUGGCGGCAGUCAUGGCUGAUCUUCUCCUGUCACCAAGACGAUUAUUCCCUUCAACUGUUCAGUCAAUGCAGAUCCGUCUUUGUAUGAGCUUCGUAGGCUGUGAAUCUUCUGCCGAAGGGACGUAGCUGCCACCACCACCUCCUUAAACCGACUCCUGUUGGCAACUGCCAGUUAACAUGCUCUUUCUUCUCUCUCACCAAAAUUGCCAUCGGCACUUUGGUGAGACGAAAGGGUUGCAGAGCUAGAUUACGUCACGGAGCAGGACGAUCGAGCACAAUAAUCUGAAUUGGAGUGAGGAUCAGGAAAUUGGAAGCGGAUCAGGGAAGAUGAUGACCUCGGUGCGAGAUAUGGACAAUGGAUCAGCAGCAGAGUGCUCGGUACUUCAUCAGCAGCAGGAGCAGCAUCAUGGCAAGGGAAACUGAAACAAUGCACUGUGGGGCUUAGAGCGAGGGGUUUCAGUGGAUAGAUGAUCCGCCCUCAGAAGACUUCAAGAUCUGGAUAUCAAUGAAUAGAACAGCAUUUAAACAAUUAGCCCGUGUGAGCAAGUAAUGGGGGGCAAGUACGUGGAGAAUGGGAACAGACCCGUCAGCCCUGUAUCUUGGAACGAUAUGUUUCAUUCUGCUUCUAAACUGCAACUGAACACGCGGGCGACUGGCCUAUUCCCUUCGUUCAGCUCCCCAGCGCUACACUACAACGCAUUCGGAAGAUCUGCCGACGACACCAAAGCUCGUGAGAUGGAGAAGCACAAGGGGGAUGCAAGAACUCCCCGGAACGCGAAACAAGAUUCGUGCAAGCAGAGCAGCGUUGACAAGGCGUUUGACGACGAAGACAAACAGCGAGUAAUUGAGCAUUACAAUCCUCUGUUCCCUCCGGAAGAAUCGAUUCCAAGAAGACUCAAUGAGGCCAAUUUCCAGCUGGCCAUCUACAUCGCGAUGGCCCAUGCAGGAUUGGCUCUCGUGGUGGUGGUGCUCUACGGCGUGGGCCGGCUGCUCGAGGACUUUUGGAAGCCAAUUCAGUGGGCUGUAUUGUGCUCCAUGCCCCUGCGCGAGGUGCAAGAAGCGCUGGUCAAGUUCUGGAACGAGCCUCUGCAGGUCGGAUUUGUCGAGUCGUUGGUCGCCCCGCCAAUCGCCAUCUACAAGGCUCUGGCGGGCACCGUGCUGGAUGCCCGAGAUGGGUUCUUGAGUUUUGUGGGCAAGGGCGAAGGGCAGCCGAGGCCGGUCGGAUUCGCCAAGCUCUUCCAAUGGCUCGUCUCCUUCGCCUUCUUCACGCUCGGGCUCGAGUACUUCGGACCCGCCAACCUGUCGCUCUUGGCCUUCGUCGGACUUCUGAUGUAUGCAGCAGGAACUGGGCUGGAGGUCGGCCAUCUCACAGGUGCUCUUUCUCAGAACGGCAGGCAGGCAGCCGGCAGGAUGAGCUGGGUGAAAUGGGCCGUGGCCCCCAUCAAGAGAGUGUCCAUCGCUACGAAUCAGAGGAUCUCGCGUUCUCUCGCGAGUAGCCUGCACACGCUCGUGGCCGUAGGACUGAUAAUCAUGAUGAUUCUGGGCUCCGUGGGCGGAUUGGCUCUGUUCUCGUACAAGGUCGGGCUGGAAGGGAAGGACGCUGUGGUGAUGCUGAAGGUUCAUCUGGAGGAGAGCAACUACGCCGAGGUCGUGGGAUUCAACAAGUGGCUCGAGGAGAACAAAGUGCCGGAGCUUAUCGACAAUUACGUGGUGAAGGGGUACGAUGCACUCAUGCAUCAGGUCGAUGCAUUUGCUGCCGCCAACAAUUUGACGGAAGUGGUGGACGUCGGCAAAGAGUUUCUGAUGGGAGUCAUACACAGGGACAAGAAGGGCGAGCGCAUCAACAAAACUGCCAAUGCGGAAUCGGCUCAUCCUCUGGUCGGGAAGCUGCGAGGAUUGCAAUCGAAGAUGAGGGAAUUCGACGUUCAGGGUAUAAUGUUGGAAAUCGAGGCCGCUUUUCUCCUGUUCUUGGAACAUUUCCAGAUCAAAAGGGAGGACUUUAUGGAGAAGGCGAAAGUGCUGGCUCAGAGCUCCUCGGACGUCGGAAAGAAGGUCAUUUACAGUGGCACUAACCUUGUGGCGAGCGGCGCGUCGAUGCUCAUCUUCGUCUGGAGCACCAUUGCAUCCGGGGCGGCCGGUCUGUUCAACUUCCUGACGCAAACCGUGGUUUUCUUCUCCGUGCUGUACUACCUGAUCACGUCCAGCGCCGGAGGAGUGAUGGAGCAAAUUCUUGACAUGGUGCCCUUGUCCGAGACCACCAGAAAGAGCUGCGCCAACGUUCUGGAUCAUACCGUGAGCAGCGUGCUUCUUGCGACUGUGAAGACGGCCUUCUUCCAAGCUUCUUUCACGUGGCUUCUCUUCCGGUUCGCAGACAUCCACUUCCUUUACGGCUCGACGCUGAUCGCUCUGGUGCAGGCUGUGCUCCCCCUGUUUCCCAACUGGGUCGCAUCGAUUCCCAUGGGUAUAGAACUGGCCAUGGAGGGUUACUAUGUGCUGGCUAUCGUGCUUAUGUGUGUACAUAUAUGGGUUAUGGACUUUGGGGUGGACGCUAUUCACAGCGAAAUUCCUGGGCACAACGCUUACCUUACCGGACUCAGUAUCGCUGGCGGCAUGGCGCUCUUCACUCCGGCUCUAGAGGGUGCGAUCAUGGGCCCGUUGUUGAUGACAGUUUUGAUAGCUACAAAGAACUUGUAUGGGGAGUUCGUGUUGAAUGCGGAUAGCAACAAGUGAAUGGCGAUAUGUGGAGUCUCCUAGCGGCCAGUGAAUCAGAUGAACAUGUUAACCUCUUUUGUGUACUGCUCGUCUCGAAUUUUUUGUGACAAAACCGAUUGUAACACAAAAGACUUGGUCCAUCCUACUUCUGGAUAUGUCCACUCUGAACUGAACUGAACCGGAAGGACCAUCACUGAAGGACUAGGUCCCUCUGAAGAUUAGAUAGUGUAUAGGAUCGUUUGUGUGAAUAUUGGAGAUAGUAAAUGAGCUUUAAUGAAUAUACCGCAAUACAACAGGUUAUGAUAACGGUUAGGUAAAUACCAGGAAGACCGGUGCUUUUUGCCUUGGCAGUAUUUGCAGAGCCUCGAUAUGACUCAGUGGACCAUAUCUUCCACAGCUUUCAGUUUGUUGAUGAAGCAGGCCGCAGAAGUGUAGGAAGUAGAAACUUCGACCGUGUACUACUACGAUUAGAGGAGGAAGGUCAAACGAAGUUUCAACUUUUUCAGCAAAUUGUGGUCAUCUGCCCAUACUCCCUAUGCCGCUGCACACACAAAGAUCUGAUUUUUUUGUCUCACAAUCAAAUGCAAGCUUUAGGCUGAUUGAAGCACAAAAUUUU
Molecule: messenger RNA, 3715 nt
Organism: Marchantia polymorpha subsp. ruderalis
Lineage: Eukaryota; Viridiplantae; Streptophyta; Marchantiopsida; Marchantiales; Marchantiaceae
Source: the annotation of a GenBank genome assembly